This is a messenger RNA of Anopheles marshallii, 246 nucleotides long. RefSeq names its product protein drumstick (gene drm). NCBI's taxonomy places the organism in Eukaryota, Metazoa, Arthropoda, Insecta, Diptera, Culicidae. The transcript is spliced from 2 exons. Gene Ontology annotation, biological process: embryo development; regulation of transcription by RNA polymerase II; embryonic hindgut morphogenesis. The record is from RefSeq and is a predicted model, not a curated record. The coding region runs from base 1 to 246 and encodes 81 amino acids. Gene Ontology annotation, molecular function: RNA polymerase II transcription regulatory region sequence-specific DNA binding; DNA-binding transcription factor activity, RNA polymerase II-specific. Gene Ontology annotation, cellular component: nucleus.
AUGUUUGCGGUAAUGCGUAUUGACAACGACGACCGUAGGGCCGACUUCCGUCGCAAGAUGCGACCAAAGUGCGAAUUCGUCUGCAAGUACUGCCAGCGGCGCUUCACCAAACCGUACAACCUGAUGAUCCACGAGCGCACGCACAAAAGCCCGGAGGUGACGUUCUCCUGCGAGGUUUGCGGCAAAUACUUCAAGCGGCAGGAUAACCUACGCUCGCACAGAUGCAGUCAAUGUAUUUGGCGGUAA